AUGAUAUUUUCCUCUCCCUAUCAGAUUGAAAUCCCUGAUGUGGACGUUCUGACCUAUUUGUUUGGAACACCGGCUACCAGUGAAGAUGACUUCGUGUUUCUGGAUGCAGAAAAGCAUACCAAUGGAUUUUCCAAGACGGAAUUAGAGGAAUCUGUGAAAAGGCUGGCGGGGGGCCUUCGUGAGAUCAUCAAAUUGCAAGACAACAAUGUGGUCCUUGCAUACACCGAGAAUUCUAUAUGGUACCCAGUCAUCAUAUUAGCGGCGAUAUGUGCUGGUGGGGUUUUUACUGGUGCAAAUCCAAUGUACACUUCUAUGGAGCUGAUCCACCACCUCAAGCUUUCGGGUGCGACAUGUGUAUUCACGGAUCCGCAGCGGAUCAACACCGCAAUACAGGCAGCUGACGCCGUCGGGCUACCAAGAACAUCCAUAAUCAUAGCUACCCGCGAUAGCCAAACUACGGUUCAGGGUUUCUAUCGUAUACCUGACCUCUUAGGCAAUCCUUAUUCUUGGGAAGUGAUCAAUGAUCCAGAAGUGUUGGACAAUAAGGUUGCAGUUCUCAACUUCAGCAGCGGCACAACCGGGAACCCCAAAGCGUGCAUGAUAACCCAUCGCAACCUGGUUGCCAAUUCAGAACAACAACUGCACCUUGCUGAGGUAGCCCGGAGAAGAUCACCAAGCUUGGAAUAUGCUGUGACAGGUACCCACUGCGCCUUUCUACCACUGUACCACGCGAGCGGGUUGAUCACAUAUUGUAUUAUCAAUGUACGUAUGUCAUGCAAAACAGCUGUCAUGCGGAAGUUUAGUCUGAAACUUUUCCUUGAUACCAUCCAACGUCUCCACGUUACAGAUCUACUGCUGGCUCCGCCAGUAGCUCUAUUGCUAGCUAAAAGUGAUCUGACACUGCAGUACGAUCUUUCCAGCGUUAGACUAUUACUCUGUGGGGCAGCUCCCCUUCGACCAGAGCUGUCUAAGCAGCUGGAAGCAGUUUUUGGCAACGGCAAAGUCCGUAGCCGCCAAGGGUGGGGAAUGACAGAAGCCACAAUGGCUGCCACUCUCUUCGCUCCCGACGAAUUCGAUCCCUCGCACAGAGGCGUUGGAUAUCUUCUACCUAAUAUGGAAAUGAAGAUAAUCAAGGGUAAUGGUCAACAGGCAGGAUACGAUGAGGAGGGAGAAGCUCUCAUCCGUGGCCCCAAUAUAUUCAAGGGUUAUCACAGGAACCCAAAAGCAUCUCAAGAGAUCUGGUUCGAGGACGGGUGGCUGAAGACAGGGGAUAUCGUCAUUUUCGAUAAGAGUGGGCUCUUGACAGUAGUAGACCGGAAGAAGGAGCUAAUCAAAGUGAAAGGUUUUCAGGUUGCCCCAUCUGAAAUUGAAGGGGCGCUCCUCGAACACGAGGGCGUUAGAGACUGCGCAGUGGUUCGAGUAGUCCUCGAUGGCCAAGAACACCCAAAAGCAUUUAUUGUACCCAGAGACGACCAGGUCACGGUUGCAUCCAUCUUGACAUUUUUAGAAACUCGACUAUCGGCGUACAAGAGACUUACCGGCGGCGUUAUUUUCGUACAUACCAUACCCAAAUCCCCAUCAGGAAAGAUUCUACGCCGGUUACUUCAGAACUCGGUCCUGAAAGGAUCUGCCCAUCUUUGA
Fusarium sp. VM40 is the source of this 1641-nucleotide messenger RNA. NCBI's taxonomy places the organism in Eukaryota, Fungi, Ascomycota, Sordariomycetes, Hypocreales, Nectriaceae. The record is from the annotation of a GenBank genome assembly.